AAGGGCAGGGCGAGGAGAACGUGGUACGAGCAGGAUGAACUAAAUUUGUAUUUAAAAAAAAAAGAAAAAAAGAAACGGGGGCAGUCCAGAGGAAAAAACUUCCGAAGAAGUACUGAGCGCUAACAGAGACCGAUCGGUUGUACCCUUGCCCAGCCAGCCCUGCGCUGCCAACAGCUUCCAGGAUGAGUUUCCUUCUCUUUGCGGUCACAGCCCUCCAUGUUCUUAUCCUCAUCUUACUCUUCGUAGCCACUUUGGACAAGUCAUGGUGGGUUCUGCCUAACAGAGAAACAGUGAACAUCUGGAAUGAAUGUCUGAUGGAGCACCAGAACUGGACUUGUCAACCGGUGUCUGACAGUCAAUGGCUUCAUGGAGUCCAGGCAUUCAUGGUUUUAAGCCUUCUUUUUUCCAGUUUAGCUUUCAUUAUUUUCAUGUGGCAGCUCUACACGAUGAAGCGGGGAAGCCUGUUUUAUGCCACGGGAAUUUUCCAGAUAUUGACUGCUGUCUCAGUAUUCACAGCUGCCUUGAUCUACACUAUCCACGUGGAUACGUUCCAGCAGAACCGAAUGCCUGGUGGCUCUUAUGGUCAUUGUUUUGUGCUAGCCUGGCUUGCUUUUCCCUUGGCCCUUGUCAGUGGGAUCGUCUACAUCCACCUUCGGAAGAAAGAGUGACUUACCAUAGAGGAACUUCUCCGUUUAUCUUGGAAGGAGACUUUUGCUCCUUUCAAUUUAGCUACGCAUUCAUUCUUCACAGUUUUUGAAAGCACUGAUGGCACAAAAUUCUAUACAAUGGGUAACUUGAUCCGUGGGGGUUCUUGCAUUAUAAGUACAUGGUUUUUGUUUGCGUACAGGUAGUCCUCGACUUAUGACCACAACUGAGCCCCAAAUCUCAGUUGCUAAGCAAGACCAUUUUUAAGUGAGUGGUGGCCUGUUUCACAACCUUUUUGCUACAGCUGUUAAGUGAAUCAUUGCAGCUGUUAAAUGAACCAUGUGGUUGUUAAAGGAAUCUGGCUUUCCUCAUUGGUUUAGUUUUCCCGAAGUCAGCUGCGAAGCAUCCAAAUUUUGAUCACAUGACCAUGGGAAUGCUUUAGUGCAUGAAAACUAUUUUUCAGUACUGUUGUAACUUCAAACACAUCAGUAAAGGAAGGGUUGUAAGUCAAGGACUACCUGUAUUUUUAUAUGCCUCCCAUCUAUGGGAAGUUAAAGUUGUGCCAUCAUACACUGGGCAUUUCUUUAGUCUGAGAGGUUACCAUGAAUUAAAUACAUGAAUAUUUUGCUGGCAAAAUGAUAUGACAUCAUGCCAUUCUAUCGGCCUAUUCUCCUAAUAUCUAGAGAAAUGUUUGCUUCUUGUUUUUGUAAUUAUGUACAUGUAGAUUAUAGCCACUUUUUACUUUUGAAAAUGAGGGAACAAUAUAUUCCUCCUGUAGUGUUGUUGUUUUUUUAAAUGAAUAAUCUCCCUUUUUGAUAACCUGAAGUAUGGCAGGCAAUUCCCCCCCCCUUUUUUUUAAUAGAAACCAAUUUUUAUUUGAAAUAUGUAUUUUAAUGGGAAAAACAUGGAGAUGCAUUGGUAGUAUAGAUAUAAAAUAUAUCUUUUUUAAAGUUUUUGCAAAUGGAAGGCAAAUUGAAACAUAAUGUAAAAUAAUCUCGUGGGGGUUUAAAAAAACAUUUUAAAAUGAAGUUUAAAUAAGAAUCUGUUUCAUAACAUGUUAGUUUUAUUGCAGAUUUUUCUUUCUUUUCACGUUUGCCUCUUGGGACCCAAAAUACAGCGUUGAUAAAAUACCUAUUAAAUUGCAGUUGAAAAAAAUCAUUGAACUUUUAAAGUUUGAAGAAGAACAGGCCACAGGAAUCUGUGCUUGUUGCUUGUUCUGAAAAUUUUUUAGUAAUCUUUUAAAAAAUGUCCUCUUAUUAUUCUAAAAGUAGGAGUAUUUGUGGGGGAGGUCAAAAAAGUCAAGAUAGCAUAACUAUGCAACUGAUCCUGCCUUUUGUAUGCAACACAUAUACAAAAUCAGGGAGCUUCAGUUAUGCACUUGAUGUUGUCAGCCAUUUCUAAAUUUUUUACCUCUAUUCCCACAUAUUAGUUUCAUCCUAUUUUUGGAACGCUUCCCCUCCAGAAUAUUCUACAUAGGAAAAGUAGAUUGGGAAAAUAAUUGCUUUGAAAUAGAUUCGUGGGAUAAAAAGUUUAGUUGGUGGGAUAUUGGUUGUUCUGUAUCUAAAAUCUUUGCUACUAUUUCUUAACCUUCAGAUUUCUUUAUAGUAUAGGUAGUCUUCAUUUGGCAAGCAAAACUGGGACUGGCAACUCGGUCAUCAAGCAAAACAGUCGCUAAAUGAAAAACACUUGUGCUGCUUGUGAUCUUUCUUCAGCUUCCCUUUACUUUAAAGACCUGUAAAGAUCAUAAAUAUGAGAAUCGACUGCAGUUCUUUUUCAUCACCAUCACAACUGUGAAUAGUCACUAAAUGAGGCGGUCACUAAACAAGGACUACCUGUAACUUUAAGUAACUUCAUUCAGUGAGUUACAACCAAUUGUAACUCACUGUUCAGUGGAUGUACAUUGCCAGCAGUAUUUGUUCCCACUCAUACUCAAAUAUUUCAACUGUAUUUUUUCUAGCUUUUUCCAAAUGUAUCUCCCUUUAUUCUCAACCUACUGGCUGAAAAUUAUAGGGACUGUAGGCUGCAUAUCCAAAAAUCUGCAAUUUAAGGAAUGUUCACAGAAUUAUGAGGAAUGUUCACAAAAUUAUCCCUGUGUACCAUCUUUCUUCAACAGGUUGGCUUCUCCUCCAACUUGAUUGCUAGCCCCAAAAUUGAUGUUUUACAAAUGUCCCCUUUUUGUCUUCUUCCAAUGGCUUUUAUAUUUUAUAUGUAUUUUAGAAAUUAAAAAGCAAUGAAAAGACUUGA
Messenger RNA from Ahaetulla prasina, 2889 nucleotides. RefSeq names its product epithelial membrane protein 3 (gene EMP3). The record is from RefSeq and is a predicted model, not a curated record. Bases 183 to 668 code for a protein of 161 amino acids. Lineage: Eukaryota; Metazoa; Chordata; Lepidosauria; Squamata; Colubridae. Gene Ontology annotation, cellular component: plasma membrane. The transcript has 5 exons.